This is a messenger RNA of Mercurialis annua (annual mercury), 1969 nucleotides long. Its product is annotated as beta-glucosidase 11-like. NCBI's taxonomy places the organism in Eukaryota, Viridiplantae, Streptophyta, Magnoliopsida, Malpighiales, Euphorbiaceae. Gene Ontology annotation, biological process: carbohydrate metabolic process. The transcript is spliced from 13 exons. The coding region runs from base 217 to 1764 and encodes 515 amino acids. The record is from RefSeq and is a predicted model, not a curated record. Gene Ontology annotation, molecular function: beta-glucosidase activity.
AGGCCAUAGCCUUGGAAACAGAUGCUAUAGACAACAGAGAUAAAAUGACAGAUCAUCUGUGUCUUGCUUUUGGAAAGAUUCACAAAAAAGUCCUACAUCACUGCGGGACAAGGAUUUUGUAUUUGGCGUUAUUCUCUUUUAGAAAGAAUUAAAUCUGAGGAAUGGAAGCCAUUUUUUAGAAUAAUGGAAGUUGUAAUAAUUGACUUAAGCUUGUGAAUGUGUCUGAAAAUGCUGAGGAUUUUAUGCAUACUGCUUGUUUUGUUAAAUCUUGCAGUGGCAGUUUUAUGUUCGGACGAGUAUAGCAGAGAGGAUUUUCCUGCUGAUUUUAUCUUUGGUUCUAGCACCUCUGCUUAUCAGGUUGAAGGUGCAGCAAGCGAGGAUGGGAGGAAACCAAGUAUUUGGGAUACUUUCGUUCACGAGGGGAAAAUGGGCGGGGUAACUGCAGAUGUGUCAGUUGAUCAGUAUCACAAAUAUAAGGAAGAUGUCAAACUCAUGGUUGAAACUGGUUUAGAUGCUUAUAGAUUUUCCAUCUCAUGGCCGAGACUCAUCCCGAAUGGAAGAGGACCGGUCAACCCCAAGGGCAUAGAGUAUUACAACAAUCUCAUCGACGAGCUUAUCAGCAAUGGCAUCCAGCCGCAUGUUACAAUAUAUCAUUAUGAUCAUCCUCAGGCUCUUGAGGACGAGUACAGAGCAUGGCUUAGUCCAAAUAUAGUGAAGGAUUAUACAGCUUUUGCAGAUGUGUGUUUCAGAGAAUUUGGCGAUAGGGUUUUGCAUUGGACUACUUUGAACGAGCCUAAUGUUCUUACGUUUUUCAGUUAUGACUUCGGCAUCUUGCCUCCCAGUCGAUGUUCCGCUCCAUUUGGAUUUAACUGUUCUCAGGGCAACUCUUCAUCUGAGCCAUACUUGGCUACUCAUCAUCUCUUAUUGGCCCAUGCAUCAGCUGCAACACUGUACAAGAAAAAGUAUCAGGCAAAGCAACAUGGAUUUAUUGGCAUAAAUCUCUUAACAGCUGGGAUUAAACCUCUAACAAAUUCUAAAGAGGAUUUACUUGCAGCUUCUAGAGUCACUGAAUUCUUUAUUGGCUUGUUUAUGGAUCCUCUAACGUUUGGUGACUAUCCUGACACGAUAAAGAAAAGAGUUGGCUUAAGACUACCGUCUUUCACCAAUCAGCAAUCCAAACAGAUCAAAGGUUCAUUUGAUUUCCUCGGAUUUAAUCACUACUUCUCACUGAUCGUUAAAGAUAAAUCCGCCAACUCUGAGUCCAAGCAAAGAGACUUUUUGGCAGACAUUGCAGUAGAAAUGAAAGUAGCUGAUUGGAACAUAACAGAAUCAUUUGAGUAUCCUAUAAGUGCAUGGGGCAUACAACAUGUGCUGGAGUACUUCAAGCAAGUUUAUGGCAACCCUCCAAUUUACAUUCAUGAAAAUGGCCAACGGACCAUGCGGACUUCAUCGUUGGAAGACACUUCGAGAGUCAAGUACAUGAGUGCAUAUAUGGGAAGUGUGCUUGAUGCUAUUAGGAACGGAUCAAACACGAGAGGGUAUUUUACAUGGUCUUUCUUAGAUAUAUUUGAGUUACUGGGUGGCUAUGAACCGUGCUUCGGACUGUAUUACGUAGACAUUGAUGACCCGGAACUGAAAAGAUAUCCUAAGCUCUCUGCUCAUUGGUACUCUCAUUUCUUGAAGGGAGGAAAAGUUAGUUGUGAUGGUGAUAUUCAGCUCUCAGAGUAUGCAUCUUCUGUUUCUGGCAAUCACUUGUUUCAGUAGAAUACUGCAGAUUGACAAUAAAAUAUGAAUAUAGAAGUCCAUCAUUCAUCUGGAAGUAUAUACCACAAUUGUUUACUUCAUAGUUGUUUGAUAUGUAUGUUAUAUUCAUAAAUUGUAAUGCUUAAUGUGUGGAAUCAUGUUUUGAAGGCAGCAGUACUGAUGAUUGUAAUUUUUUGAAGUGUUAUGUAGUACGGAAAUUUUGUCA